Messenger RNA from Sinocyclocheilus anshuiensis, 2963 nucleotides. RefSeq names its product protein phosphatase 1K, mitochondrial-like. The transcript has 7 exons. The record is from RefSeq and is a predicted model, not a curated record. Gene Ontology annotation, biological process: protein dephosphorylation. The coding region runs from base 246 to 1364 and encodes 372 amino acids. Gene Ontology annotation, molecular function: protein serine/threonine phosphatase activity; cation binding. NCBI's taxonomy places the organism in Eukaryota, Metazoa, Chordata, Actinopteri, Cypriniformes, Cyprinidae.
UAGAAACGACACUGAGAAGAAAUGAUCUACUGUAUGAGAUUACAUAUACAUUAACCCGUUAGGUUAAACAAGGACAUCCCAGAUCUCAUUGUUAUUAUAAAAUUGAAGAGAACUCCUGGUCAAGACUGAAUAUUUACAGAAACCAGCUUACCUACAUUCUGCACUGAUUUUUGAAGCGUAUUUAAGGGCCAUUUGUUUCAGACUCUUCCUGCCUGUACAGCAAGUGUUGUAUCCUGCCACUGAGUAUGUCAGUGGCUCUUCUCAUGCGAUAUGCCACGCUCAGCGGCUCCCGUGUCUGCUGCAAGGCUGCCCUCGGCAUAACCGGCAUCCACCAAGAAGACACGAGACGGGCUCUACACACUCCAUCAUCUCCUCGGUGCAGCAACACUCGCUUUGAUCCAGACAGCAGUGGCCAUCCGACUACCUGGGACUCCUUUGGGAUCUGGGACAACCGCAUUGAUGAGCCCAUCUUGCUUCCGUCGAGCAUCCGAUUUGGUAAACCUAUUCCCAAAGUUAGCUUGUCCAAGGUGGGCUGCGCCUCACAGAUUGGCCAGCGGAAGGUGAACGAAGACCACUAUCAGCUAUCGUGGAUGACGGACAACAUCAUAUACUUUGCAGUGUUUGACGGGCACGGAGGUGCAGAGGCUGCUGAAUUCUGCCACAAAAAUAUGGAGAAGCAUAUUAAAGACAUUGCUGAGGAGGAGGAUAACUUGGAAUUAGUUUUAACCAAAGCAUUUCUUGAGGUGGACAAAGCUUUAGCAAGGCAUCUUCACUUCAGUGCAGAUGCCUCUCUGUUGAGUGCAGGGACGACGGCCACAGUGGCCCUGCUGAGAGACGGGAUUGAGCUGGUGGUGGGCAGCGUGGGGGACAGCCGAGCCAUGCUGUGCCGCAAAGGCAAGGCCCUCAAACUCACUGUGGAUCACACGCCUGAGAGAAAGGAUGAAAAAGAGAGGAUACGCAAGACUGGAGGUUUUAUUACAUGGAAUAGUUUUGGUCAACCACACGUCAAUGGCAGACUGGCCAUGACACGCAGCAUUGGAGAUUUCGACCUCAAGACAUCAGGUGUCAUUGCAGAACCAGAGACUAAGAGAAUUUCAUUGCAUCACGUCCACGACUCCUUUCUGGCACUCACCACUGAUGGCAUCAACUUCAUCAUGAACAGUCAGGAGAUCUGUGACAUCAUUAACCAAUGUAACGACCCUAAAGAGGCCGCACAACGCAUAUCUGAGCAGGCUCUUCAAUAUGGAGCUGAAGACAACAGCACUAUCAUUGUGGUGCCGUUCGGUGCCUGGGGCAAACACAACAGCUCUGACGUGAGCUUCUCCUUCAGUCGCAGUUUCGUCUCAAGUGGCCGCUGGGCCUAAGCAGAAAUAAUAAGACAAUGACGGUUUAACUGAUACACAGAAGUGGCUCCCUAGUCUGAAUUGACCAAUGUGCAAUAUUCUCCUAAUCCCUCCUGUGAGGAUCACCUCAAAAAAGGACCAUUACAGCCAGAACCCACAUUUAAUGUGGAGUUGAUAUUGACUCAUCAGAAUGAUACUAUGUUGCCUAGAGAAGCAAAUCAAGCAUUGUUAAUUUCUGAACCGUUGGGAGUUCAAGUUCCCCUGAGGUUUGAGUUUAUCCUUGUCUUUUAGCUCCUAACCUGUGGUGCUAUCUUUCAUUUGGUUACCUCAGUUCUGGUUUUCACUUUCGCAGAUACUAUACUUUAAAAUAGUGGAAUCAACAACUGUUCUCCGUAAUGUUAUUGUGAAUCUCAUUUCAUUUUCUGAACAGGAAUUUUAAGCACUUUCAGAUUUGGGAAGGUUCCAUUAUUUUUGUAAUCCUCGUAACUCUAAUCUUCGAAUGUUAAGCAGCACGCAGAAGCACAUUUCAGUGGUCUAUACAGGCUUUGUCUGAUGGCUGUGCAUAUUCAUAAGCCCAUAUUUACAUACAGUGUAUACUGAAGUAUGGACUCCAAUUCCUUGUGGAAGCACAUAUUUCUAUAACUUUGUCUCUUGUUCAAAAUGUGGCUUAACAACCAGCAAUUUUAAAGCUACUCUAAGAAAUAUUCCUACUGAAGGGAAUUCGCAACCCAACUUGAAGACCAUUUUGCAAAUUAAUUGAUGGUUUUCCUGUGCCUUUUCCAUAAACAUCUGUUGUUUUCUGACAUGCUUGAGUCGUUCUAGUAAGGAACUCAACUUUAGGUUCAUAACUGAAGUUUUAAACUGUGACUUGUGCUUGUUUAGUGUUACUAGACAAACUAUUUUUGUUCAGAUUGUACAGUUCAGUGGUGUUCCCGACAAUGCAUAGCGCAAAGUCCAGACAUUUGUUUUAUGUUAUUUAUAUAAUGUAUAUGAUGGACAGUUAACUCUAUGGUAUAUGCGAUUGUAUGUUAUAUUUAAAUACAUAUUUUCUUCUAAGUCUCCUAGUUAAAGCAGAAAAGUGAGUUUCAUUCAUUCAUUCGCUGACAUUGUUGUUUUAAUUGCAGCCUUUCUGCUAUAACUUUAAAACCUAAAGCUUUUAAUGGGAAAGGCUUCUGUCACAAUCUUUGAGUUCCAGUGAUUUUUAUUUGUAGAGCCAUACACGUGUGACUUCAGCAAGUCGGCAUCUCGGUUCAGUGGAUCUGUUCAUAUUCUGAUGCUGUUUCUUGAAUUGAUUUGAACACUCUUGUCAUUCUCAUUCUGCAUUUCCUAUCAUUUUAGACUUUUAACAGCCUUUUUCCUUUAAUGUCUUCCUCUUUAAGGUCCAAAAGCACAUCCAGUAUGAUAGUGGUCUUUUAUUUCUGUAUGUACUGUUCUUCAGUUAUUAUGUUUCUGUCAGAAGGUAUUAUAUUUAGUGUUAAUACAACUGUUCAUGGAUCUUGCCUAGAACAAUCUGUAAAACAACUGCAAGUGUUUCCUGCUCUACACAUGGACCUAACUUUGCUUUAUUGAUAUGCAGUUUAUUGUGAAAUAUAAUGCAGCUGUGAAUAAAGUUUAACCAGA